Vicugna pacos (alpaca) is the source of this 1008-nucleotide messenger RNA. The record is from RefSeq and is a predicted model, not a curated record. NCBI's taxonomy places the organism in Eukaryota, Metazoa, Chordata, Mammalia, Artiodactyla, Camelidae.
AUGAAGCACCACAAAACCAGAGGGAAACCCCAGGUCACCGAUCCCACUCGUACCUCCUUCCUCUCCUGGGGGCUAAAGAGAGCAACAAGGAAGCACCAGCAGCUCCAACCUGGGCAGCCUUCCUGGGAAGAUGCAGCCGCUCCUGCUCCUGCUCCCACUGGCCUUUUUACUGCCCCCCGGGACAAAUGCAGCCCUGACCCAUCUAUCCACCAGGAACGUUUUGAACACCGGCUCCUGUCCCAUCUCAUACCCCCAAGUAUGAUGCUGGAGACGCCACUGGCAGGAAUGGCAGAGCAGAAUGCUGUUCUCAAGAGGAGCCAGUGGGGGUUCCUGAUACGAGAGGACUUCGUGCUGACCGCCGCUCACUGUUGGGGAAGCUCAAUCAACGUCACCCUGGGGGCCCACAACAUCAAGAAGCAGGAGAGGACCCAGCAGGUGAUUCCAGUGAGAAAAGCCAUCCGCCACCCAGACUAUAAUAAGAGGAACUACGCCAAUGACAUCAUGUUACUGCAGCUGGAGAGAAAGGCCAAGCGGACGGCAGCUGUGAGGCCCCUCGGCUGCCCAGGGGGCCGGGCCCGGGUGAAGCCAGGACAGGCAUGCGAUGUGGCCGGCUGGGGGCAGGUGGUGGUGGCGAUGGACAAUUACCCAGACACACUGCAGGAGGUAAAGCUGAUUGUGCAAGAGGAUCAAAAGUGUGAAUCCCACCUACGCAAUUAUUACAACAAGAUCAUCCAGCUGUGUGUGGGGGACCCAAAGAAAAAGAAAGCUUCCUUUAAGGGGGACUCCGGGGGCCCUCUCGUGUGUGACAAUGUGGCCCAGGGCAUUGUCUCCUAUGGACAAAAAGAUGGGUCCACUCCACGGGCCUGCACCAAAGUCUCAAGUUUCCUGCCCUGGAUAAAGAAAACCAUGAAAAGUCUCCACCUGCAAGAACCGGACCGUCUUCCCUGGAGCUGAUCUAGAAUCACACUGGGUUGGGGGGCCAGCAACGGAAUAAAGCCUCUUAGCUGA